AUGGGACACGAGCUGAGGAGCCUUUGGAGCGCUGCCGACCUCAGAGAUAUCAUAUGCAUGCUACUGCCACAGCAACAGCAGCAGCAGCAGCAGCAGCAACAGCAACAGCAACAGCAGCAGCAACAGCAGCAGCAGCAACCAGUCGGUCAACAUCGAAACUCGCAGGCGAGGAAGAGUCGCAAGCAGAAGAAGCGACAGCAACAGCAGCAGCACCGACAGCAGCACGAAGAGCAGCAGCAGCAACAGCAGCAGCAGCAAGACCAGCAGUCUGAUGAGGUUUCUGACCUGUGGCUGCAGCAGCUGGGGGUAAACGGAGCCCCAGAGAAACUGAUGCUGCUGUUGUUCUUCACUUUCUUGCUGGACCUCGACGAAGCAAGCUGCGAGGAACAGCGCGAACUGCCUUCUUUCAUAAGUUCCCUUCUGAGGCACCGCCUGGCCCCACUGCUGCUGCUGCCCUCAGCAGCAGCAGCAGCAGCAGCAGCUGGAACGGAGUCCGCAGCAGCUGCUGCUGAAACAGAGACUGCAGCAGAAAGCAAAUCUUCAACUCUUGCGCAGCAGCAGCAGGGCCUGCUUUCCGUUGUCCAUGCGGUCCUACACCAAGGCAUACGCGAGGCAGCAGCAGCAACAACAGCAGCAACAGCACCUGCUACUGCUGCUGCUGCCAAGAAGCAAAGUCGAGGCCGCAACGGCGCGGACCACUUAAUAUUUGCAGCAGCACAGCGCCGAAUCUUGCUGCGGCUGCAGGCAGCAGCAGCAAAAUGCUCGCAACGUCGUAGAGAGGCCUAG
Molecule: messenger RNA, 786 nt
Organism: Eimeria tenella
Lineage: Eukaryota; Apicomplexa; Conoidasida; Eucoccidiorida; Eimeriidae
Exons: 3
Coding region: 1-786 (261 amino acids)
Source: RefSeq, a predicted model, not a curated record